AUGGUCGUCUGCUCCAUGCGCAAGUCGUUCAAGGACUCGCUCAAGGUGCUCGAGGCCGACAUCCAGCACGCCAAUACCCUGGCAGCGGAUUUCUCGAGGGACUACGACGGGGCCUGCCUCCAGAUGCGCAUGUCCUACAGCCCCGCCGCCCACUUCUUCCUCUUCCUCGUGCAGUGGAUCGACUGCAGCCUCGCCGGCGCGCUUGGGCUGCUCAGGAUCCUAAUCUACAAGGUUUAUGUGGAUGGGAGUACCACCAUGUCCACGCAUGAGAGGAAAGCAAGCAUCAGGGAAUUUUAUGCUGUUAUAUUUCCCUCCCUUAUGCAACUGCCCAAGGGUAUUAGCGACGUCGAUGACUGGAGGCAGAAGGCGGUGUGUACGGAGAAGUACCGGAGGAGAGACGAAGACGAGGGCAAGAGGCCGGUUUCCGAGAUCGACAUCGAAAGGGAGGAAGAGUGUGGCAUUUGCAUGGAGAUGAAUAGCAAGGUGGUGCUACCCAGCUGCAGCCAUGCUAUGUGCAUGAAGUGCUACCGUCAAUGGCGAUCAAGAUCUCAAUCCUGUCCCUUUUGUCGGGACAGCCUCAAAAGAGUAAACUCCGGCGACCUGUGGAUGUUCACCGACUGCCGGGACGUAGUUGACAUGGCGACAGUGACCAGAGAGAACAUCAGGCGCCUGUUUAUGUACAUCGAGAAGCUGCCUCUCGUUACGCCUGAUAACAUCUUCUACGCCUAUGAUUCUCAUGAGUGCUGCAUGGAGCAUCUCCUUGAAGUAAUUCGUGGUACAGUACAGAAACACAACACUAGAGAACAGCUUAUUAUUGACACUCUGACCGUGCUGCCCGAUAUUUAUGGAGCAAGCAUCGCGGCUGGAGUGGCUACUCCAUCUCAAGGACGGGAUCCAUGGCAUCGCGUCACUUAUGGCGCCCAUGGUCGGCACCUUCUUCCUGCUGCUCAACUCGAGCGACUUCUUCCUGUACCCGAGCAUGGCCGUGAUCCGCACGUGCACGUGCUCCAUACGUCGGUGGCCGUCUCCAUGAUGAGCGGGCUAUUCGGGACCGAGAACUUCGAUGUCCUAUUGCCAACCGCUUCCAUGCAUGCGACAAACUCAGCGUUCAAGAUCGACGAAGCACCAUUGCCACUACUGUUUCUGCUGCUGCUCUGCGCCGCCUCGCUCCGUUGCUCGCCGGCCUUCGGAUACGCGCUGUCCGCUAGGACGCUUUGGGCUGGCGGGGUCUCCGUCGCGGCCGAGGCAGACGUGGUGGCGUCGGCGGGAAAGAACGACAACAACGAUGACCUGUUGAAUGGGGAGUGGACGUGGGCCGACGGCGUUGGCGGCGGCUACUCGCUCUACAGCUCUGUGGUGAUCUGGCGCCGGGGACGGAGGCGCGCCCUGCAAUCAUGA
Molecule: messenger RNA, 1398 nt
Organism: Miscanthus lutarioriparius
Lineage: Eukaryota; Viridiplantae; Streptophyta; Magnoliopsida; Poales; Poaceae
Source: the annotation of a GenBank genome assembly